Molecule: messenger RNA, 1363 nt
Organism: Mesitornis unicolor (brown roatelo)
Lineage: Eukaryota; Metazoa; Chordata; Aves; Mesitornithiformes; Mesitornithidae
Product: zona pellucida sperm-binding protein 4-like
Biological process (GO): binding of sperm to zona pellucida; prevention of polyspermy
Cellular component (GO): egg coat
Molecular function (GO): structural constituent of egg coat; acrosin binding
Source: RefSeq, a predicted model, not a curated record
AUGUGGAUUUCCUGGAUGGGCCAGCAGUGGGACCAAAUCAGGAGUAGGGGUUUAUUUGAUCUCACUCUGGUGGCCUGUGGCCAGGAAAGCCUGCAGCUCACCUUGCUUCUGGGCUGGGAAGGAAAUGCUUCCUUUGUGCUGACAACUUGGGAUACUGAGGGGAAGGCACAUGCUCUGCAGAAUUACUCUGACUGUGGACUCUGGGUAACUGGGACUCCAGAAGGCUCCAGGAAAGUUUUGGUCUCCUAUACUGGCUGCUAUGUCUUUGAAUGGGAUGAAGAUUAUCUCAUGCUGGCUGGGCUUGAAGGAACAGAUGCUGCUGGGCAAAAGUUCCUUCAUGAAGAGAAGCUGCUCAGGUGUCCUGUGGACCUUCCUGCCAUGGAUGCUCCAAGCAGUAGUGUCUGUUCUGCUGUCCUCAGCCAAGACCGGCUGCCCUGUACCUCCCUGCCUAUUAGCCAGGGGAACUGUGAAGUGUGAGGCUGCUGCUAUGACUCCAGGGACAGGGUGAAGCCUUGCUUUGGUAACACAGUGACAGCUCAUUGCACACCAGGAGGGCAGUCCUCUGUUGCUACCUCUCGGGAUGUGACCCUGCCACCUCUCAUUCUGGACUCUGUGAAACUGGCCAGUGGACGCAGUACUGUCUGCAUGCCUGUCAUGAAAAACAGUGCCUUUAUUGUGUACCAGUUCCCACCCUCCGCCUGUGGCACCACUUUUCUGGUGACUGGAGACCAGGCCAUAUAUGAGAAUGAGUUGGUGGCAUCCAGGGAUGUGAAGACUGGGAGCCUUGGCUCUGUCACCAGGGAUAGCAUUUUCAGGUUACAUGUCUGCUGCAGUUACUCCAUGAUUGGGAGCUUCAUUCCCUUGAGUGUUCAGGUCUUCACACUGCCACCACUCCCUGCUGUGUCCCAGUCAGGUCCUCUGACCUUAGAGCUGCAUGUAGCCUCGGAUGAAAGCUAUACUUCCUACUAUACUGACAGUGACUAUCCUGUUGUGAAGACUUUGAGAGACCCUGUUUAUGCAGAAGUCAAGACCCGUCAGAGAACAGACCCAGACCUGAUUUUGGUCUUGCAUCACUGCUGGGCCACACCAAGUAUCAAUCCCCAGCAACAGCUGCAGUGGCCUGUUUUGGUGGAUGGGUGCCCUUAUGCAGGGGACAACUAUCAGACACAGCUGGUGCCUCUGAGUCUUGCCUCAGGACUGCAGUUUCCCUCUCAUUAUCAACGUUUCACCCUCUACACAUUCACCCUUGUGCACCCUACUUCUCAAGAUACGCUCUCUGGACUGGUGUAUCUGCACUGCAGUGCCUCAAUGUGCCACCGGUCUGUCCAGGACUCCUGCAGCACCACUUGUCCUGCUAGAGCCA